GGCUGGCGGCCCGGCUGGCGGCAGAGGCACGGGGCCUGGUCCCGCCGUCACCAUGGCGAAGACCGUGGCCUAUUUCUACGACCCGGACGUGGGCAAUUUCCACUAUGGGGCUGGACACCCUAUGAAACCCCAUCGCCUAGCAUUGACCCAUAGUCUGGUUCUGCACUACGGACUCUAUAAGAAGAUGAUCGUUUUCAAGCCAUACCAGGCCUCUCAGCAUGACAUGUGCCGCUUCCACUCUGAGGACUACAUUGACUUCCUGCAGAGAGUCAGCCCCACCAAUAUGCAAGGCUUCACAAAGAGCCUUAAUGCCUUCAACGUGGGUGAUGACUGCCCAGUGUUUCCCGGGCUCUUUGAGUUCUGCUCCCGUUACACAGGCGCAUCUCUGCAAGGAGCAACCCAGCUGAACAACAAGAUCUGUGAUAUUGCCAUUAACUGGGCUGGUGGUCUGCACCAUGCCAAGAAGUUUGAGGCCUCGGGCUUCUGCUAUGUCAACGACAUUGUAAUUGGGAUUCUGGAAUUGCUCAAGUACCACCCUCGGGUGCUCUACAUUGAUAUUGACAUCCACCAUGGUGACGGGGUCCAAGAAGCCUUCUACCUUACUGACCGGGUCAUGACAGUGUCCUUCCAUAAAUACGGAAAUUACUUCUUCCCUGGUACAGGUGACAUGUAUGAAGUUGGGGCAGAGAGUGGUCGCUACUACUGUCUCAACGUGCCCCUACGGGACGGCAUCGAUGAUCAGAGUUACAAGCAUCUUUUCCAGCCGGUUAUCAAUCAAGUAGUGGACUUCUACCAACCCACAUGCAUUGUGCUCCAGUGUGGAGCUGACUCCCUGGGCUGUGAUCGAUUGGGCUGCUUCAACCUUAGCAUCCGAGGACAUGGGGAAUGCGUUGAAUAUGUCAAGAGCUUCAAUAUCCCUCUGCUGGUGCUGGGUGGUGGUGGCUAUACUGUCCGAAAUGUUGCACGCUGCUGGACUUACGAGACGUCGCUGCUGGUAGAAGAAGCCAUUAGUGAGGAGCUUCCCUAUAGUGAAUACUUCGAGUACUUUGCCCCAGACUUCACGCUGCACCCAGAUGUCAGCACCCGCAUUGAGAAUCAGAACUCACGCCAGUAUUUAGACCAGAUCCGCCAGACAAUCUUUGAGAACCUAAAGAUGCUGAACCACGCACCUAGUGUCCAGAUUCAUGAUGUGCCCUCGGACCUCCUGACCUAUGACAGGACUGAUGAGGCUGAUGCAGAAGAGAGGGGUCCUGAGGAGAACUACAGCAGGCCAGAGGCACCCAAUGAGUUCUAUGAUGGAGACCAUGAUAAUGACAAGGAAAGCGAUGUGGAAAUUUAAGAAAGCCUGGGAAUGCUCUGCUCUAUGGAAUUCCUUUUCACCUCUUGGUUGGGCAGAGAGAGAAGGUGUGGCUCCGCAUUCCUGGACUGGUCGCCCCCAGGGCUUGUUACCAGCUCUGGGGAAGGGUUGGGAGCCCACAUCUGGUUCUAGAACCAACACUCCCUUUUCCUCUCCCUCCUAAGGCCUGACAAUGGUACCUGUAAGGGAGGGGAGGGAGGCAAGGACAGCUGCCCUGAGUCAUUUUGGGCAGUGGGCCUUAGAGGCCAGUCCUCAGCCCCUCUGGCCCUCUUAUUCUUUCCCUGUUUCCCUCGAACCAGAGACUUUUAGGACUGAAAGGGUAGGCAGGACUGAGAUUGCCUCUGAUUUCCUCUUCUCCUGAGUUUUCCUGCUACAGGCCUUUCUUCCAGGACAGGUAAAGAGAGAAUUUUUCAGAGAAUUCUGGCUCCCUAACACCAGAGGGAAGUGCGGUUCUGAGGGAGGGGAGGAUAUGGAUAUGUCAUGUUCUAACAUUUUUGGUUUUAUGUUCAUUUUACCACUGUUUUUAUCCAAUAAAUCAAGUUGGUAUUUUUUGUACCUUU
Molecule: messenger RNA, 1917 nt
Organism: Orycteropus afer afer
Lineage: Eukaryota; Metazoa; Chordata; Mammalia; Tubulidentata; Orycteropodidae
Gene: HDAC3
Product: histone deacetylase 3
Molecular function (GO): histone deacetylase activity
Source: RefSeq, a predicted model, not a curated record